AUGCCACUCACCUUACCUGGUUCACUACAUCCGAGCAAUAAGGAUGCCAUUGCAUGGAGUGAAAAGGGACUGCUUGCAUAUGGUAGUCAUUGCACGCUUAUCACCGUGGACUGUCUGCGAAAAAAAAUAAUUCAAACUCUCGAAAAGCACAAUGCUGCGAUUAGUCACGUAAGCUGGGCACCAGAAGAGGAUGCAAGACCUAUAUCAGAAAGGCAGUUACGUUGUGCGUCUGCAGAUAUCAGUGGCUUGAUUGUUGUUUGGAGUGUCUUGGAAGGCACUGUGCUCUCAUCGUUUCGGCAUCUUAAUAGCGCACCUCUGAGUAUUGCCUGGUAUCCAUGGGAAGAUUCAAGUUCAGAUUUUUUAUUAGCAUUACAUAGUCCGAACACUCUUGUCCUUUGGAAUACGGCUACUGGUGAUCGUAUUUGGAAUGUUGCAUAUGUUCAGCAAGUCUGUUUAUUUGCCUUGGAUCCAUUUAACGCAACACAUCUGACAUUUGGAUUAAGCGAUGGACCUUUAUUGAUGGUGCAUGAUUUAAUACUUCAUAAACCACCUAAUGGACAAGGAUCAGUUUUAAAUGUUUUAAAGAGUGCCGCUUCAAUCGUACAAUUACAAUAUCACAAUGCUUUUGCUAAUGUCCUCUUCGCUGCCUCUUCGACUGAGGUGGUAUGUGUUGAAGCGGAAUGUCAAUGUGUUAUUUGGCGUUAUUCGUGCGAAUCACCACUUAUUAGGUUAUUGUCGUGUAGUGAUUGUGACGCCAUUUUCACGUUGCACGCGAAUGGUUCGAUUGCGUUGAGGAUAUGUCGGGUUGCUGAAGACGGAAAAGGUAACCCGCGAUUAACUUAUGAACGUGUGAAAUGCUUUGAAACGCAGCGACAGUCGGCCCAUCAUCGUAUUUCUGCUGCUGCACUGUGUCCAAUAACGCAGUCAACAUUCGCGCUUCUCUAUAAUUCUGGUCGUAUCGCCUUCUAUCAGUUGGGUAUCAGUGAAGAACAAAGUUUACAUGCAUAUAGAACAAGAUUCAUCACAGAUUUGCUUACAGUUGAUAACAAUCUUGACUAUUCACCUUGUGGAACACUGAAGUUAUCGAAUGUUGGUGAGAUGUUCUCGUUAGGUCAGAGUGCGUCUUCAGUUCGAAUGCGACCGAUGGACACGUUAGAAGAGGAACAUGCAUUGCAUCUGGCUGCUGUAGGCACUAAUCAAGGAAUCAUCCAUCUCGUAAACGUUUUUACUGCGACCAUUCAUAGGGAACUUCAUAUACACACGUGUCCCAUUAAAUGUUUGGACUGGGGUGGUCCACAUACAUUAGUUUCUGCUGCUUAUGCGCAUUCGUUGAGUACAUCACCGCUCGUUAGAAAUGACAUUUUUGUUACGGAUAUCCGAACAGGUGAAAGUAAACGGCUCCGUCCAGAAGUCGAAGAAACACCAGUCGAAAUGCUUCGCGUCUCGUUUUAUCACUGCUACGUAGCAGUCGGCUUUCGCAGUGAGCCAUUAGAAAUUUGGCAUUUAAAAUCGAUGCGUCUAUUGAGGCGUAUGUCUCGAGCGUGUCCUGUUAUCGUUGAUAUGGCGUGGUCGGGAAAGCAUCAUGCUGUGAAAAAGGUAAUCGGGGGUAAUGUGGAACCAGUAUUUCGAGAAAAUUUGGUUGUACUUGACUUGGAUUGUCACCUUUAUCAUGUUGUUGUGAAGGGUUUGCAUGUUCGUGAUGGAAAAGAAGUUAACUGUCAAUGGAAAAGCGGCGUUGCUUCAAUGAAAUCGUUGGUGUGGAAGGAUGAUUUAUUGGCGAUGGGAGAUUCAUCAGGUCGAUUAGGUAUAUGGGAUCUGGGUAGGCGGCAGUGCCGACAAACCAGCGGAUCACCGCGAGGACCCAUUACAAAGAUGACGUUUUCACGACUUACGGGCGACCAUACGCUCGCAGUUUUGCAUUCAAAUGCCAUCUUUUUAUGGGACGCUGAUCAGCUUACGGUUUUACAGCAGUUGAAUUUGGGUAAUUCACUGACGUUGAUUGACUUGGAUUUGUGUGGAAUAUGUCCAGUAGUUGUAUGCUCAGACAACUCAUUUCGUUACAUACCAUCUGCAUCUUUCAAUCUGCCAUUACAUCAGCGCGAUAUUCCUAUGGUACUCCAUAAGGAAGCUUUGAGCAUGCUGAUCAAAAACGAUCAAUCUGAUUCAGAAGCUGGGCCAUUGCUUGAACUAUUCAAAGAAUCAUUGCACUGCACCUCGCAAUUGCCAAACUCGAUGGCAGGGAGUUCGUGUGAUAAUUGUGAAGUGUCGAAUCAUGUAGCCAAACUGAGAAACUCUCCAUCGAAAACCGAUUCUGCAGACAUCUCUGCAACAGAUAAGGACGCUAAUGAUUUAAAGGCAAUAGCCAAUCAACUCGGUAACGUGUUAGAUACUGAUUCGAAUUCCUGUAGUGAAAAUGGUUCAUCAGUGGAUCAUAAUACUCAUGAGUUGUCAAAUGGAAAUGAAGAAUCGAGUGACCGGAGGAUAUUGAAAAAUGACGGUGAUGCUGAUCAAGGAAAGGAAGACAUUUUCAAGCAGUAUCGAACAGCACAUCGAAUACUGGGUAAUAAGUGGUUAUAUGAUUUAUGGACAGUGUGCCAGUCAGUUUUGUAUGGCAUCAAGCUACCACCUUCACUUUUCACAUUUUGGCCUGCACAGUUAACAAAGCGUCGUGUCGACAUGCUUCUUUCAUGUCUUAUGAGCACUGCUGAAUUGACAUCUGCACAAGUCGAUGUUCUUGUGCAUCGGGCUGUUAUUCUUCGCAAGCGAGAAUGGGCCAUUCAAAUGUUAUUGAGUGCUCGUGAAGAAUGUAGAGCGAGUGCACUUCGUGCAUGCCUUUUGGCUGCAGAGGUAUCUUCUGAAGGAGCGCAGAGUAUCAUAAAACUUGUUGCUACUAAUUUGAUUGCAAGCAAUUGUAUAACAGAUGGCAUUCAAAUGUUGUUUCUGAUUCAACAUGGUGAGGAUGCUUGUCGGUAUUUGCAAGCACACGGUUCGUGGGAAGCAAGUCUCGCAUAUGCAAAGAUGGGUUUAGACGAACAUGCUGAAGUUGGCUUGAAGUGGCUGGAACACCUGCUCGCAUCAAAUGCGCAUAAGAAUUUGAGCUGCCUUCUUGCUGCGAGCCUCGGUGAGUGGGAUCGUGUUUUGACGUUGUUGUGUAUGAAUUCGAAACCUGAUACAGCUGCACAGCUCUUCGGGGCGCUGAAGGCUGAAUGUGUACCGCUGAAGGAAAGCACAGCACAAGCAAUCACUGAUCGAAGGGUCAAUUUGUGA
Anisakis simplex (herring worm) is the source of this 3267-nucleotide messenger RNA. The record is from the annotation of a GenBank genome assembly. Lineage: Eukaryota; Metazoa; Nematoda; Chromadorea; Rhabditida; Anisakidae.